AACUGAAGAUUUGAAAAACAUUUUUACAGGAAAGUAUGAUGUCCAUGUUAAAUGGAAUGGACGACACAUCCCAAAGAGYCCCUUCAGAGUUGAAGUUGCUUCUGAUCUUGAUUCUCGCAARGCRUAUGCAGAAGGACCUGGUCUUGCACCAACUGGUGUCGUUGCUGGAAAGUACACUGAGUUUACWGUCCACACAAAGGGUGCAGGUGAAGGAAAAGUUACUGUCAAAGUGAUUGAUCCACGUGGAGGUGAAGAUGUUGAUGUCAUUGUKGAACCACAAGARGAUGGCAAAUAUCUGGUUGAGUACCARCCUGUAAAUGCUGGMAAACAUACCAUCAAGGUUAUGUUUGGUGGCCAGCCCAUUCAAGGCAGCCCAUUCCAUGUCAAUGUUAGUCCACCUAAGAUUGAUCCUAUACCAUCUAAGGUCAAAGUAUUUGGACCUGGUAUACAGCCAACUGGAGUUAAAGUUGGUAUGCGUGCUCCAUUCACUGUGGAUACAAGAGGAGCAGGAGAUGGUGAACUUGAUGUCUUUGUGGAAGGUCCACUUGGAGAGGAGAAAGUCGACAUCAAGAACAAACAGGAUGGCACCUAUGAAUGUGUGUAUCAUCCACAGAAGUUUGGCCAGUAUGUUGUGACUGUUACUUGGAGUGCUGUUCAAGUGCCAAAGAGUCCAUUCCAUGUCAAAGUUGCUCCAGCAGUUGACGCAAGUAAGAUCCGUGCAUAUGGUCCUGGCCUGGAAAAAGGUGUUGCUGGAAAGCCUUGCCACUUUACUGUGGAGACCAAAGGAGCUGGUAUCGACAGUCUUGGAUUUGCUGUGGAGGGUCCUGCCCAAGCUGAGAUCAAGUGUGUUGACAGAGGUGAUGGCAAGUGUGAUGUCACCUACUAUCCUACUAUUCCUGGAAAAUAUGCUGUGCAUGUGACAUGUGGUGAUGAUGAUAUUCCCAAGAGUCCAUUUAUGGUACCGAUUUCACCUGCUGGUGAUGCCUCUAAGGCAUAUGCCAAGGGACCUGGUCUUGAGCCACAGGGUAUUUGUGCAGGUGCCCCAGCYGAGUUCACAGUGUUCACUAAAGAUGCCGGCGAUGGUGAUGUUGAUGUCAAAGUGAUGGAUGGCAGUGGCAAGAAAGUACCAGUAGAAAUUGUUGACAACAAAGAUGGUACCCACGCCGUGACUUACUAUCCAGAUAAACCAGGCACAUACACUGUAACUGUACAUUUCAAUGACCAACCCAUCCCUAAGAGCCCCUUCAAGGUCAAUGUUGGCAAAACCAACCCAGCGAAAUGCCGUGCCUAUGGUCCAGGUUUGGAGAAAGGCUUUGUCAACCAAGUCAACAAAUUUAAGAUUGAAACUAAAGGUGCUGGUGAAGGAGGUCUUGGGCUCACCAUUGAAGGGCCAUCAGAAGCUAAAAUUGAAUGCAAAGACCUUGGUGAUGGUUCUUGUGACGUGGAUUACUGGCCAAAUGAACCUGGUGAUUACAUGAUCAACAUCCUCUUUGCUGACCAACACAUUCCAGGCAGUCCAUUCAARGCCAGGAUAACACAUCCAUUUGAYCCAACCAAAGUUAAGGUUGAGGGUCCUGGAAUUGAGCCAGGAAUUCGUGCAGGGGAACCAGCWGAUAUUGAUAUUGACACUCGUCUUGCUGGGGAUGCUCCUCUUGAAGUCACUGUUGUUGACGAGCUUAACUCUCCAGUCAAAUGCGACAUUGAAGAAGAAGAAUUUGGACUUCAUGCUGUCACUUACUUCCCACAGAAGAAAGGAAAUCACAAAGUCAAUGUCAAGUACGGCUCAAAGCAUGUUCCUGGAAGUCCUUUCAAAGUCCCAAUCUCGCCCUCAUCGGAUUCUUCUAAAGUCAAAGUGUCAGGACCUGGCGUCGAACCUCACGGAGUUGAACCAAAUAAACCAACUUAUUUCAACAUUGCUUGUGAAGGAGCUGGUAAAGGAGACGUCCACGUUGGCGUAGAACCAGCAGCUAAAGGACUCAAACCAGUUGAAAAUAUCACAGUAAAAGAAGAAGCCAAAGAUCUUUUUAGAUGUGAAUACGUCGCGCCCAGUGAAGGACCAUACAAUGUCAAUGUGUCGUUCGCCGACAAGCCUGUCCCUAAAAGCCCUUUCAAGGUCAAUGUACAAAAGAAAGGUGACGCUGGCAAGUGCAAAGCUCAGGGAGAUGGUUUGGAAACCGCCACUAUUGAUAUGCUGGCAGAGUUUGAUGUUGAUUGCUCAAAAGCAGGUGAUGGACAGCUCAUGGCUACAGUAACCAAUCCCUCUGGCGCCCACACAGACACUCUAGUAACAGACAACGAAGAUGGCUCAUAUAGUGUGUCCUACACACCAUUUGAAGAAGGAAUUCACAAUUUGGAUGUGAAAUUUGCUGAUGAACAUAUUCCAGGAAGCCCUUUCAAGGUUGAUGUGUUACCUCCAACAGACGCGUCCAAAUGCAAAGCAUAUGGCCCUGGCCUGAAGAGUGCAGAAUUGAACAAACCUGCUAACUUCACUGUGGAAACCAUAGGUGCCGGAGCUGGUGGCUUAAGUCUUGCUAUCGAAGGACCAUCAGAAGCAAAACUUACUUGYACUGACAAUGGCGAUGGAACAUGCGCCGUAAACUACGUCCCAGUAGAAGAGGGAGAUUACGAUAUACACAUCAAGUUUGCAGAAGAACAUAUUCCCGGUAGCCCCUUCACUGCUAAAGCAGGGAAACCCAUAGAUCCAUCUAAAGUAAAGGUUCAUGGCCCUGGAGUUGACACAGAUAAUCCAUUAUUUUCAAAAGCACCACAGCAAUUCACAGUUGAUACGACCGAA
Molecule: messenger RNA, 2794 nt
Organism: Exaiptasia diaphana
Lineage: Eukaryota; Metazoa; Cnidaria; Anthozoa; Actiniaria; Aiptasiidae
Product: filamin-A
Exons: 8
Biological process (GO): actin cytoskeleton organization
Molecular function (GO): actin filament binding
Source: RefSeq, a predicted model, not a curated record